CUUCCUCACGCACAGACCCGAGUGCGGUUGAGCCCGGGAUUUGUGGUGAGUGGACCGAGCGAUCGAGAGACUCGGCUUGGUGAGUUACUGACUGAGCUACUUGGAGGUAGCGUCAGACAGGGCGGCAGUGGCGACAGACAGCAAGAAGAUGACAUCCUGAGUUACACUCACGGGGUCCCGAGAUCGGGAGGAGACCGACGGAUCUGGCGAUUCAAAAACCCCGAGGGACCGGAGUAUGGAGAUGACCUGAGAGCAGAGGAUCGGGGAGACCUCGGAUCGGGCCAUCGCGAGGGAGCACAGCAGAUCGGGAGAUUCAAAGAGCGGGAGGACCCUUGAGACCGCGAGACCCGGAGGUUGGAACAGCAGGAGGACCUCGUAUCGGGGGAUCGAGAGGUGGGGAGGCCGACAGGGUGUGAGAUCCAGAAGAUCGGCAGACGCCACUGGACGAAGGAGCCCAGGACGAGUUGGGGAGAUUUCGAAGACCGCGAGUCGGGAAGCGCGAGGAACUCCUUGGGUUCAGCGACCAGGAGGUGAGGAGGUCAAGGAGGAUCGAGGUCCUUGGAGUCGAGAUCUGUGAACCCCACGAGCCUCGCCCGAGGAUCGAUGGAGCAACUCGCCCGGAUCACCCCGGCCCUGAUGCUGCUCCUGAGCCUUCACAUCGGGGGUGCAGGGAGCACGGAGGGUGCACGCGCAGCGCGGGUCGCACGAGCUGCCCCGACGCAGUCGUUCCUGGUGGAGCUGGAGAUCUCCAGCACGGACGAGUUCUUUGACAAACAAACCCUCAUCAACCUUCUGCUCAACCUCCCUCUGUUAUCCUUCAACGGCAGCUACGUCAACAUCACCGAUCCCGUGCUCAUCAGCGAGUGUGUCCCCCAAGGCAACGAGACGCAGUGUCGGUGCGGAGCGGGGCUGCUGUGGAACACCUCCACCUGCCAGGCGCUGGGGCCCUGCUCCUCGGACCCCUGGGGACCCCCGCAGGGGUGCAGCUGCGUCCGGGGGACACCCCCGGACCCCUUCCAGUGCAGCGCGCCUCCCCCUCCAAGCACGCCGACAACCACGCCCAACGUCACUACGGCCGCCAACCUAACCAGCACAGCACUCACAACGUUAACAACCACAACACCACCACCAACAACAACGCCAACAACAACGCCAACAACCACACCAACAACAACGCCAACAACACCACCACCAACAACAACGCCAACAACAACGCCAACAACAACGCCAACAACAACAACGCCAACAACAACACCAACAACAACAACGCCAACAACAACACCAACAACAACAACGCCCACAACAACGGUGACCACCACGACGGCAGGGACCACAGUGAAGCCGAUCACCGUCACCUCUCCUCGCCCCCCGCCCUUGAAUACCUUUAAGACGUCGUUGAAGAUGGGGAUAGAUUUCACGGAGGACUUGAAGGACCCCACCUCGGCCAAGUACAAGGAGUUGGAAAGCGAUAUCCUAAAAAUUCUCAGGGUGGAGUACGCGAAAAUUGGACCGACGUUCAGGGAGAUCCAGAUACUUGGAUUCAGGAGUGGCAGCGUCAUCGUUGAUUACAUGAUCUUGGGUGACAACCUCACCUUGCAAGACGUCGCUAGCAAGACACAGAGUGCGAUUGUUGCCCUCCGUAACAACGGGACGAGCAUAGACUCGGAAAUCCCGAAGAUCUUGAAGACAGGAAUGAUUAAGAACCAGAGUUUGGACAGCCUGCUUGUGGGAGAUUGGCUCGUGCUGCAGUGCAGCUUGGAGGAAGGGGCCCCAACUAAUGGAAUGUGGAAUGGCAGUGACAUCGGAGAAGGGCAGCAGACCCAUUUAGGGAACGAGGUGACACUCACCUUCAAUAGCGUGAAGAAGGUGAUCCAAGGCGAUUACGAGUGCUCCUUCAAUUUGUACGGCGUCCUUUACUACGACGUCAUCACCGUGCCGCCUCCUGUGCUGCUCACGGCGCCUUGGGGGCUCGGCCCGGCCGGCGGGGUCACCCUGCGGAGCGGGGAUACGAAGGAGCUUUCCUGCUGCUUCGCAAUGACCGACAACCCCGAGUACAACUACACCAUCACGUGGAAGGUGGCAGACCAAGUAUUGGGCCCCAGCCAAGUCUUUAACAACACGGCUGGGCCCAGGUGCAUCAACCAUACCGUGUUGUGGGAGGAUGUGGAGCAGCCGCGGACGUACAGCUGCUGGCUCGCCGUCGACAAGCAUAACGUGAGCAGCAGCAUUGACGUGGGCUUCUACGUGACACGUUACGGGAUAACGUUCAAUAGCAUGAACCCAAAACCCGGCGAGAGUGUGAAGAUCACGUACGGCCGCAACCUGAGGUCCAACGAGAUCGUGACAUGGUUCAAGGACGGUCUGGAAUUGAACACAAACAGCAUUAUAUAUGCCAGCGUCGUGGGUGCUUGGCCAAACCUCACCAUCCCGAACGUGCAGCUCGUGCAUCAAGGCACGUACCUCUGCCAGGUGCUGGACGGCUUGAUGGUGUUCGAGGGCAACGGCAUGAUGCGGAUAACGACCAUGCCCGAGGUCGACCCGACGAAGGGAACCCCGAGCAUCACCUCCAUUCCGUGCAACAGUGGAGGGAACGUGUCCUUCGUGGUGUGCCUCGUGGUCCCUGCCAGCGGCAGCGCCACCUGGACAAUGGGCAACAUUGUCAAAGUCGAACGCAUCAAUCUCACCACGGGCUGCUCAACUUACUUGAUGUCUAAGCCCUCGUCGUGCAGCGAUAUCAUGGUCACGUGCACGUUCACGAUGGACGACAACUUCUCCACCUCCAAAACCCUCACGCUUGUCUUUACAACGGAUGCGGACAAGCUCUGCAACGUAAAUGGGUGGCCGGCUACAAAGAUAGGUAGCGUGGCCACCAUACCGUGCGGAGAGGGCUACACCGGAUUCAUCCAGCGGAAUUGCUUUCUGAACGGGACAUUCGACAGCCCAUCCGACAACUGCGUCUCCAAUGCCUUAAAGAACGCCAGCAACGAAAUUAAAGACCUUCAGGCUGGCUUCGGCAAAGUGGACGUUAAAGUUCCGGAGGUCCUGGCAAUUUUGACCAACGUCACCACGAACAAAACCAUCUACCAAGGAGAUGUCAAGUCCCUCAGCGAAACCCUCGAGAACAUCGCGAAUGUCUCCACCAAUCACUCGUUCAGCAGAGCCGUGGUCAAGAAUUUUAUGGACUCUGUGAGCAACCUGCUAUCACCAGCUACGAUAAACAGCGAAGCAGUGCAAGUCGUCAAAACCGAGAGCUCCAGGCUGCUGCAGAGCGUGGAGGCGUUCGCCAACACCUUUAACACGUCAGAUACGCAGAAGGAUUUCGACAUCACGACCGACAACAUUGUGCUGAAUGGCACGGUGUACAGCAACGACAGCAUCACACAGUACUUGAAGGAGUAUAACAGCAGCAAUGUGAAAAUUAACAAGGAUGUGAUCACUAGUCUUACACGACCCAUCACCAUCACCAGCAUUUUCUUCAAGACGCUAGGACAAGUUCUCAACUCAACGAAUGGGACGGCCAACACGCCGAUCGUGGGCAGCAUCGUGAUCAGCACCAUCUUAAAAGAUAAAUCCAGCCCCCUAAGCAGCAUCACCAUGGAGAUGAUGCUCAUUCCGCAGGGCAGAAACUUGACCAACUAUAGCUGCGUCUUCUGGGAUUUCAAGAUUAACAACAACUUGGGGGGGUGGUCGAACGACGGCUGCAUUGUCAGCAAUUACAGCAGCCAGACCAAUGUCCUGACGUGCACCUGUUACCAUCUCACCUCGUUCUCCGUGCUCAUGUCGCCCAACGGAGAUAAUGCAAUAAGUGAAGGAAACAAGAAUGCCCUGAGCAUCAUCACCUACGUGGGCGUGGGCAUCUCCAUGGGCGCGCUCGUGUGCGCCCUCAUCAUCGAGGCCGUGGCCUGGCGCUACGUCAGGAAGCAGGAAAACUCGCGAAUGCGCCACAUCAUCCUCAUCAACAUCUGCGUGUCGCUGCUGUUCGCCGACGUGUGGUUCAUCGUGGCCGCGUCCGACGCCAGCACCAAGUACAACACCAACCUCUGCCUGGCCUCCACCUUCCUCAUGCACCUCGGCUACCUCUCGGUCUUCUUCUGGAUGCUGUGCGAGGGUCUCUUCCUCUUCUACCUCGUCGUCAUCAUCUUCAGCCGCGUCGCCAUGAAGCAUCUCAGGGCGGCCGCGUUCGCCGUGGGCUACGGGGCGCCGGCCAUCAUCGCGAUCGUCACCAUCGCCGUGACGAAGCCGCGCGACGAGUACACGCGGAAGGGAGUCUGCUGGCUCGACUGGGAGAAGAGCCGGGCUCUGCUGUCCUUUGUCGUACCCGCGUUGGUCAUCGUCGGCUUCAACACCAUCAUCCUGGUGGUGGUGCUCACCAAGAUCCUGCGCCGUCGCAGCGUCAGCGCGGCCAUCAGCGAGGGACCCUCGGUUCGCGUCAAGCAGCUGGCCAAGAGCAUCGCCGUCAUGAUGCCCGUCCUCGGGGUCACGUGGGGACUCGGCAUCUUCGCUUUCAGCGACGCCGGCAGCAACAGCCUCGCCCUGCAUUACCUGUUCACCAUCUUCAACUCCCUGCAGGGUUUGUUCAUAUUCCUCUUCGACUGCCUCAUGGACAUCGAGGUGCGCAAGGCGAUCAAGAAAGUGACGGGGAUCGACCUCGUCACACGCCACGAGGGGAGCAGCAGUCAGGGACCUCACGGGAAGAGCCGAUCCACGGGGAUGACCGACCCGCGCUUGAAGACCAAAGUGAAGGGGACGGUGCGCGACCGCGUGCGGCAGAGCGGCCCCACGCUGCCCAGCCUGAGCACCAGCAACUACGACUCGCUCGUCAGCGAGUAGGGCAACGCCCGGGCAAUACCCGGGCAACAACACAUGGGAAAUACCUGGGCAACAAUCGGGCAACAACACAUAAACAAUACCUGGGCAACACCUGGGAUACACGUGGGCUACACAUGGGCAACGCCCCGUCAACACAUGGGCUACACAUGGGCUACACCCGGGCUACACAUGGGCUACACAUGGGCUACACCCGGGCUACACAUGGGCUACACCCGGGCUACACAAGGGCUACACAUGGGCUACACAUGGGCUACACAUGGGCAACGCCCCGUCAACACAUGGGCUACACGUGGGCUACACAUGGGCUACACAUGGGCAACGCCCCGUCAACACAUGGGCUACACAUGGGCUACACCCGGGCUACACAUGGGCUACACAUGGGCAACGCCCCGUCAACACAUGGGCUACACAUGGGCUACACCCGGGCUACACAUGGGCUACACAUGGGCAACGCCCGGGCUACACAUGGGCUACACAUGGGCUACACAUGGGGCUACACAUGAGAAACUCUUGAGCAACAUCUGCUGAACAUCGGGGAAACACCCGGGCAAUGUAUAGGCAACACGUGGGUGACGUGAGAGUUUGGCGUCGCACACAAGAAUCCGGAAUAAAACACCCAUCGCACGCACGAGUGAGUACAACUCAAAAGGUCCGCACAGAUGGAUUUAACAAUGCACAUGUUGUACCGUCGUAGACUGCCCUGGCCACGCCGCAGCCCUCCACCCCCUGCUGCCCGUUUCGGGCACCCCCACGCACCACGUGGAGAUAGCGCCCCCUCGUGGUCACUGGGGGGGCCCAGCCAGCACCCCGCCCCCACCUAAUAACAGCGGUAACCACAACCCAGGAGAAGCUCACUGAGUCUCAAGACUCCAAUUCAGGAGGGUCCUGCUACAUCGGACCGUUUGUCCCCAUACCAUUAUUUGUGAGGGUUUGUGGAGGGAUGGAGCUGGAGGUUCUGGGGAGGAAUCCUGACCCCGCGCACGACAGGGUGACAACUCCGCGUGGAUUCAAUCCACAAACCCAAUCGAGGGAGUGGACGAAAUCAAAUCCGCUGUGCUGCGGCCCUGCGAAUCGUUCGCCAAUUGUGAAUAUUCUCGGGCAGUGUUCUUCGUUGCAAUGCCCCGCGGGCCACUGGCAACCGCUGGUGGUCUUUAGUGCGGCCUCCCCGUCAAUACACACAGAGCAGCGACAACGCGCCCCAUCAUCACCAUCAUCGCCGUGCUGCUGUCAAACUCGCAAUGGUUUCAAAUGCGUGGCGGCCCUCACACCGAUGAAGUCUUAUCAGUGAAAGUACCCCCCCCCCCCCGUGAAAA
Molecule: messenger RNA, 6143 nt
Organism: Petromyzon marinus (sea lamprey)
Lineage: Eukaryota; Metazoa; Chordata; Hyperoartia; Petromyzontiformes; Petromyzontidae
Product: adhesion G-protein coupled receptor F1-like
Biological process (GO): cell surface receptor signaling pathway; adenylate cyclase-activating G protein-coupled receptor signaling pathway
Cellular component (GO): membrane
Molecular function (GO): G protein-coupled receptor activity
Source: RefSeq, a predicted model, not a curated record